Molecule: messenger RNA, 1133 nt
Organism: Neurospora tetrasperma FGSC 2508
Lineage: Eukaryota; Fungi; Ascomycota; Sordariomycetes; Sordariales; Sordariaceae
Exons: 2
Coding region: 281-550 (89 amino acids)
Source: RefSeq, a predicted model, not a curated record
AAACCAACCUCCUACCAGCCACCUUGACAAACGAGACGAAACUACUAGAUUGCUGAAUCGUCACCACCUACCUACCACCUACGAAACCUUGCUCUGGAAGCUCUCUUAUCGAACCGAAUUUAUUGAUAUUUACAAACCUGAACCUGCGAUCUGCGAUAUAGUACACUAUUUACUGGCGUCGCGUCGAACGACAGAGUCUAGAUCGAUAUCAUCUCCCGAGAGACAGAGAGAAAGAGAGAAACGAAGAGAAAGAGAAACGGAAAGGAGAAAGAAGAACAAAAUGGUCGCUACCACCAGCUCGUCGAUGGAGUCGGCCUCCCAGGUCAACAACCUCCCCACAACGCCCGCUGCCGCUGUUAUUUCUGAACAACCUAAACCAAAUACCAUGCUCCCCCUCCCUACCACCACCACGAACAACACCAACAACCUCAACCAACUCGACAUACAAGAAGAGCAGGAAAUGGGAGUGGGACUCCGAGGCGGCUGGAUGACCAUCGGCAAACACUUUAAUUGCUGUGGACUUAACUGCGGGUUCAGCAAGACUUUUUAGAGAGAUCUCCGUUGUUGUUCUUGUUGCUGCUGCUGCUUUGACGAAGGGUGUGAAAGGGGGGAUUAUUGGAAGGGAGAUUGGAAGUGGGAUGCGAGGAUGUGUGCGAUGCCGAUGGCGGGUGGGGUGUUUACUACUGCUGGGGGUAGGGAUGGGGGUGGGCUGAUUUGAGACGACGACGACAACGGUACGAUCAUGGAGGGCUAUGAUGGUACGAGUCCGGGAGGAUGGGGAUGGGGAUGGAGUUGCAAGAAGGAAAAUAAAGGAAAAGGAAUAGGGUGAAGGGACAAGAAAGGGCGAAGGAAAGGUGAAGGAAGGGUGAAGGCGAACUGAAGCGGAAGAACACAUGCCCGCGCUGCGCGUUGGGGCUUAAUGCAGUGACAUGACAUGGACGAACAAACCGAAUGCGACGAUGAAUAGGAGGACCGGAUCGCAACAACGGAGGAAAAGCCUUUGAUGAUGACAAUGGAUACUUUUCUUAUUGGUGCGGGCACGCGAUGGAUUAGGUUCUCUUUUCUUUCCAACUUUAUGCGGCGCGUUCUGGAUGGUUGGAUGAUGGAAGUUGAUAUACCUUAGGAAUAUGAUG